AUGGCUUAUGCAGCAAUGAAACCCACUAAAGCUGGUUUAGAAGAGCCACUCGAACAAAUUCACAAGAUCAGAAUCACUCUCUCCUCCAAGAACGUCAAGAAUCUUGAGAAAGUGUGUGCUGAUUUGGUACGUGGAGCUAAAGACAAGAGACUCAGAACUAAAGGGCCAGUGAGAAUGCCCACAAAGGUUCUUAAGAUCACUACCCGUAAAGCUCCUUGUGGUGAAGGAACUAACACGUGGGACAGAUUUGAAUUGAGGGUUCACAAGCGUGUGAUUGAUCUUUUCAGCUCUCCUGAUGUGGUGAAGCAGAUCACUUCCAUCACCAUUGAGCCUGGUGUUGAGGUUGAGGUCACCAUUGCCGACUCUUAG
Molecule: messenger RNA, 369 nt
Organism: Eruca vesicaria subsp. sativa (arugula)
Lineage: Eukaryota; Viridiplantae; Streptophyta; Magnoliopsida; Brassicales; Brassicaceae
Source: the annotation of a GenBank genome assembly